Molecule: messenger RNA, 2001 nt
Organism: Perca fluviatilis (European perch)
Lineage: Eukaryota; Metazoa; Chordata; Actinopteri; Perciformes; Percidae
Product: transmembrane protein 235
Exons: 4
Coding region: 299-934 (211 amino acids)
Cellular component (GO): apical plasma membrane
Source: RefSeq, a predicted model, not a curated record
AAGAGCGCUGUAAGCCAACAUUACCUGUCAGAGUGAUGUGAACCGCGGUGCCGAAAGACGCGUAUCUUCUCUUAUUUGUAGUGUUUUUUUUCCCUUUUAAAGUAAACAAUUAGCCUAAUGUCAUGUGUUUUGCUCAGUUUCCCGUCUAAACUACGUUUUAGGACCGUGAUUGCCACAUAGAACCAGCACUUUACAGGGAAGGAUCCAGCGGGAGAGCUUUUACGCAUCGCGCAUCUGUCGAUACAGAAUACAGUGUAGAAAAAUAUAGAAAUUGCACUAUUGCACUGUGGACUGAAUAAUGAGGUACGGAUUGGUGGUUAUUUCAGCUGGGUUUACAGGUUUGCUCAGCUUUAGCCUCCUUGCUGUGGCUAUAUGGACUGAUUACUGGUACAUUAUCGUCGAUGUGAAUAAACCCAACUGCUCAUGUUCAGACGACCUAAGUUCACAUUCUGGACUGUGGAGAAUUAAUGAAGGAGCAAACAUGAGCUCAGUCAUCCCUUCUUUUACAGCAAAUAUGUCCAGCCUGUCAGAAGUGGAAAGGCACCUUCUUGGCUUGCAUAAGGUGGUGGUUAUCAUAUUGCCCCUCAGCCUAGUCCUGCUGGUGUUCGGCUGGAUCUUUGGACUUGUCAGUUCGUUAGCCAGCAGUCCCAAAUUGCUGGCUGGAUCAGCAGCCUACGUUCUCUUCUGCAGUAUUUUUACCCUGUCUGGGGUGAGCAUCUACAUCAAAUACUCGAACCUGGCCAUGGUGGAGUUCCAGCGUAUCGUGUCUCCAGAGAACCUCGCCCGUGUGGAUGUGUCCUUCGGCUGGUCCUUAACCGUAGCCUGGCUCUCCUACAGCAUGGAGUUGGCCACUGGUCUACUGCUUAUGCUAGCUGCCAGAAUAAGUCAAAUUAAGGGAUGCUAUGACUCUGGCGUAGCCAUUGCCAUGUUAUAAAUUAAUGUUUUAUGAUGCCCAAUAAGUAAUAAUUACUGUAGAUAUAUACAGUGGUUUUGUUGUCUUUGAAUGUGUUUUUGCAGUGUUUUUCAGUAAAUUUAGCCUUUUGUUGCCAUAUUCCGUCCAUAAGCUAUGUAUGUGUAGCUAUUAACGUAUUCUGGACGGGUUGAUUCAGCAGUAGGUUUUCUGUGAGUUGUGUCUGGAAACAUGGUUGUAAUUUACAUUUGUCUCGCUUCAUCUACGAGACAAAUGCAAAUUCCCUGCCCUGCAAUAUGAACACAGGCAAAAUGAGAAUUGAAGUUGUAUGGGAUAAUUUCUGCACCUCGUCUAUACCCUGUACACUGCAGUUAAAUAUGGUUCAUAUCAGUGGAUCAGGAUGUUUAAUUCAAGUGAUUCUGCAGCAGAUAACCACCAGUCAGUGGAGACACCUAGACUUUAGCACACAGUCACAACUGGUUCAUUUUCUAGUAUUUCAUGAUGGAAAAGCUGCUGCAUUGAUGUGUUAGAGAAAAUUAGCAUUUGGCUGAUGUAGAAGUUAAGACAAUGUUGGCUUGUGCCUUAAAGAGAAAAUGUUAGUUUGUGCCUCCUUAUUACAAACUUCCUAUACACAUCCUACUGGUAAAUGCAUGAAUCAUGGAAACAGGGCUGAAGAUCAGUGCACUCUUGGGGAUCCUGCAACGUGUUUUCAGCAGUACAGAUGCAUGUGUUGCUGCAUGCUUUGCAGUAGUAGUAUGCUUUUGCAACAGCUAGAUAUUGUAAUAUUCUGUCUGUGCUGUCCACUUAGGAAUGAGACUUAUCUCUGCUUGGAAGUAAAAACAACAAUUACAACAUUUAGCACUUUGCAUUGCUUUCUAUUGUGGUGUUCCAUUUUUAUUGUUAACUGUGACAAAAAAGCAAUGAAAUAUAAAUCCAGCUGUAGUCUCAAUGCAUACUGUAAGUAGGCAACAGAAAAAGGCUGCAUUGAUUGAAUGUUUUUAAAUGUCCGUGACACACUGUAAUCAAAUUGUACAUAUUGUCCUGAAGAUUUUUUUUGUUGUGCGACAAUAUCUAAAACAUCAUUGUCCGUA